UCUAAAAAAAGUCAAAAUUGUGGAGACAUCAAAAUGGUAAUACUAGUGAGCUGUUGCUAUUAUUUUAGCCUGCGCGUUGGAUCCAUUAUAGCUGGUGUAUGGCUGAUGUUUUACUACUCAUUGUUCACAUACUUCAUGUACUACCAAUUGAAACGUUCUACGAAAGCGAUACUUAACGAAGAAACUCACAAAUUCGAAAAGGAAACAACUUCAUUUUGGGUGAUGAUCAUUUCAUUUUUUGGAAUGGCCGUGUUAAGUUUAGUUUUGGUAAUCGGAGCCUAUUGGAGGAAAAAAUGGAUUGUUUUCCUGUUUUUGCUGGGACAGAUUGUUCCGAUAUCUGGGGAAUUAUACUAUUUGCUGGUGGCUUUACUCUUAGGCAUUAAUUUUGAAAGCUGUGUACUGUAUUUUCUUCCAUUUUUGCUUCUGCUCUACAUCGAUCUGUUAGUUGUCUCCUAUUGGCUAGAGUUGAGAAGUUCAAAGAAGCGAAUAUCUGUUUCAGUAAUAAAUGUAGAAUAUUGACAUUAUUUUGCGAAAUAAUCAUAAAUAAAUUAAUUUCGUGCAAGAAG
Messenger RNA from Drosophila ficusphila, 566 nucleotides. RefSeq lists its product as uncharacterized. The record is from RefSeq and is a predicted model, not a curated record. The transcript has 3 exons. Bases 34 to 519 code for a protein of 161 amino acids. NCBI's taxonomy places the organism in Eukaryota, Metazoa, Arthropoda, Insecta, Diptera, Drosophilidae.